This is a messenger RNA of Gaeumannomyces tritici R3-111a-1, 2516 nucleotides long. RefSeq names its product DNA-binding protein creA. Gene Ontology annotation, cellular component: cytoplasm; nucleus. Lineage: Eukaryota; Fungi; Ascomycota; Sordariomycetes; Magnaporthales; Magnaporthaceae. The record is from RefSeq and is a predicted model, not a curated record. The transcript has a single exon. Gene Ontology annotation, molecular function: RNA polymerase II cis-regulatory region sequence-specific DNA binding. The coding region runs from base 501 to 1811 and encodes 436 amino acids.
GCGACCUGCUCCAACCGUAUGUGCUCUUGCAUUUGACUCGAAAAAAACCCACCCCAAUCCCCCACGUUCCAGCGGCCUCGUUGCAAGCUUUCAGCUAUAUAUCCGCCAUCGCGCCUGCCCGCCCAGCCGUAACUCCAGCCGCACUCCAAAUUCCCCAGCACAAGUUGCCGCUGCAGCCAGCACCCGCCUUUUCCCCACCGCCCAGCUACCAAAGCUUCUGCACCAGCGGGAUUUUUUUUUUCGCGUCUUCCCGCACCCCACGCCACCGUCGCGCUGUUUUUUUUGCCCAACGGUCAAAGCAAAAGGAACAAAGGAACAGCAGCAGCAGCAGCAGCAGCAGCAUCUACCCAAUAACAAUAUUCUACCACACAACAAAACACCAGGACCCUUGUACGCCAGUGCUGCCCUAGUUUGCAGCUGGCUGGAAUCGACGCUCCUAACAUAGGGGCAAGCAAGAGUUUCGGGAAUCCGUCGAGCGGUGACUCGGAACCGGUGAUCACAUGCAACGCGCACAGUCUUCAGUGGAUUUCGCCAAUCUACUGAAUCCCGACACGGCUCCCGCAGGCCCUGCCCAGCAACAGCCCGCAAUCCGAGAGACGGCAACAGCAGCAGGAACAGACAUGGCAGCCGUCACCGCCAUCCGGCCCAAUGGCCCUCUGCCCAACGGCCAGUCCGUCUCGGAGCCGGCCAACAUGGAGAUGCCGCGGCCCUACAAGUGCCCACUCUGCGACAAGGCGUUCCACCGCCUGGAGCACCAGACCAGACACAUCCGCACCCACACGGGCGAGAAGCCUCAUGCCUGCCAGUUCCCCGGCUGCAGCAAAAAGUUCUCCCGCUCCGACGAGCUCACUCGCCACUCGAGGAUACACAACAACCCGAACUCGCGGAGGGGCGCCAAGGCCCAGGGCCAGCACCACCCCAUGAUGGGAGGCGGCCCCGACGGCAUGAUGCCGCCGCCUCCCCAGGGCCCCAAGGCCAUCCGCUCGGCUCCUCCCUCGAUCCUGGGAUCGCCCAACGUCUCGCCGCCCCAUUCCUACUCAUCGUACGCCACGCCGACCUCGGGCUUGAAUCCGCACACAAGUCCCUACUCGUACCACCGCGUCCCCGCCCCCCCUACCUCGCACAACAUGGACAUCACCAUGCUGGCCAAGGCCGCCCACCAGGUCGAGAGGGAAAACCUGAUGGCGCCGCCGCACCACCACGGCGCCCGCCACCACCCUUACUACAUGCACAGCUCGCACUCGUCCCGCGGCCACCUGCCGUCCCUGUCGAGCUACCACAUGUCCAGGUCGCACUCGCAUGACGACCACGACGACCACUACGCGUCCUCGUACAGGCAUCCGAAGCGGUCGAGGCCCAACUCGCCAAACUCGACGGCGCCCUCGUCUCCCACCUUCUCGCACGAUUCGCUCUCGCCGACGCCCGACCACACGCCGCUCGCCACGCCGGCCCACUCGCCUCGCCUGCGGCCGUCGUACCCCGGCACGACAUCGUACGAGCUCCCGCCAUUCCGCUCCCUCAGCCUGCAGCAGCACACGACGCCCGCCCUGGCCCCGAUGGAGCCGCAGGCCGACGCCCAGUACUCGUCGGGCCCGGCGCCUCCCGCUCCCUCGAGGUCCGGCGGCAUCUCGCUCGCCGACAUCAUGAGCAGACCGGACGGCUCGCAGCGCAAGCUGCCCGUGCCCCAGGUCGUCCCCAAGGUGGCCGUGCACGACCUGCUCACGCCCGCCGACGGCUUCCACCACCACAUGAGCGGCCGCAGUUCGUCCUCCAACAGUAUCUCGGGCGGUGACCUCAUGGACCGCAUGUGAGCCGCGUGUGUGGAGGUAGCGAGGAAGAGAUGGGAGCAAGCUGGCGGAGAACAAUGUCCUCUGCCUCUUGCCCAUGACGCCUUGGUAUGACAUGAUGACGAAUAAACUGUCUCUUUGCGUGUUCUGGGAUAGAAAUGGGGAAUAGACUGGAUAACCGGCGUCUGUUGCGAUUGUCUCGCUUUUUUUGUCAAGCACUUUUUUUUCUGUUUGUAUCCCUUACUACCCGUUUGGGACUGUUUUCUCCAUACACCUUCAGGAAUUCUCCUAAUCUGCCGUCCUGGUAUUUCCGGGCUGGCUUUUACUCGUCUUUCUCCUUCCAUUGUGACUUUUUCUUCUAUCACGGCAGCGAUCAUGUGCACCUGACACAUCGCUGGGACCUUGGUUGAUAAAAUGAGAUGGGCUUUUCUUUUCCUUUUUUAAUAGUUACACCUGGUGUUCCUACAACCACCGCGUUCUCGCGAAGCCUUGUCUUUUGUUAUCUCUAUCUCUCACUCUCCGCUACUAACCUGUGUUUACCAUGUUCUAGCACUCAACUCUUGUCACAAAAAAGUAUAACCAUAUCCUUUCAAUCUGUUUGUAAAUGUAUGGGGCGUCCCCGAGGAAGAGAAGAAUACGAGAAACUCUACGCUGUACCAUUGAUGCCAUGGUCCUCCACCCCUCAUUUGCUUGAUCCAGGGCUGAUGUGACGAAAGCAAAGGACGGGAG